Molecule: messenger RNA, 6054 nt
Organism: Esox lucius (northern pike)
Lineage: Eukaryota; Metazoa; Chordata; Actinopteri; Esociformes; Esocidae
Gene: sox5
Product: SRY-box transcription factor 5
Exons: 17
Coding region: 287-2644 (785 amino acids)
Biological process (GO): cell fate commitment; regulation of transcription by RNA polymerase II; positive regulation of chondrocyte differentiation
Cellular component (GO): nucleus
Molecular function (GO): RNA polymerase II cis-regulatory region sequence-specific DNA binding; DNA-binding transcription factor activity, RNA polymerase II-specific
Source: RefSeq, a predicted model, not a curated record
UGUCUUGUUUGUGUCUGUGAAGCCGCCCGAUGACCAGAGCAGACAGGGAUCUCACCUUGUCCUUGAUAGACAGACAGACGAUAGAUUGAGAGAAGAGAGAAAAAUAGAGCUACAGAUAAAUUACGCGAACACUGCGACGGACCCGACCUCCUUCACCUCACGAGGAAGAUAUCAUCAUCAUCACUUAUCACCGGAUUUGGUGGAUCCAGUCAGCACUCCCUCAACUUCUGCCGCAGUGACCGGCACAUUUGAACUGACUGCUAGAGCGCUACGCUCCACUGACUGGAUGUCUUCCAAGCGACCAAUCUCUCCAUAUGGGGGGACAGAUGGAGAAGUAGUCAUGGCAACCAACAGACAGAGAUUGGAAGAGAGAGAUGACGGACAGGCUGUCAUGCACCUCCCUCUGGCUCCCUACUGCAGCAAGGUGUCCCCCCGCUCGCCCCGCUCCCUGGACAGUCCGCCUGCCCUGCACGGAGCCACGGACCAGGAUGGCAGUAAGGGAUGUUCUCUGAGCCCCUACGCCCAGUACAACUCUUCAACCUCUCCAGCUGGUAAGCAACAGCUGGAGGACGGUAGUCGCCCGGGGAGCGAGGGGAGUUCUGGGGCCGCAGCGCUGGGGACCCCGGAGAGACGUAAAGGGAGUCUGGCUGAUGUUGUGGACACUCUGAAGCAGAGGAAGAUGGAGGAGCUCAUCAAGAACGAACCAGAAGAAGCCCCCAGCAUUGAGAGGCUGUUGUCUAAAGACUGGAAGGACAAGCUGUUGGCCAUGGGAUCAGGACACUUUGGAGAAAUCAAAGGUACCCCAGACAGCCUGGCAGAGAAGGAGCGCCAGCUGAUGGGCAUGAUCACCCAGCUCAGUAGUCUGAGGGAGCAGCUCUUGGCGGCCCACGAGGAGCAGAAGAAGCUGGCCGCAUCGCAGAUUGAGAAACAACGCCAGCAGAUGGAGUUGGCCAAACAGCAACAGGACCAGAUUGCUCGGCAACAGCAGCAGCUUCUGCAACAACAACACAAAAUCAACCUCCUGCAGCAGCAAAUCCAGCAGGUCCAGGGGCAGCUGCCCCCACUGAUGAUCCCUGUGUUUCCCCCAGACCAGAGGACUCUGGCUGCAGCCGCAGCCCAGCAAGGCUUCCUGCUGCCGCCUGGAUUCAACUACAAGCCAGGCUGCAGUGACCCCUAUCCUCUCCAACUGAUCCCGACGACCAUGGCGGCAGCCGCAGCCGCCGCAUCCCCGGGCCUCGGCCAGCUACAGCUGCAGGGACGGAGAGGGUCUGAGAUGGACAACGACAGGACUUAUGAACAGUUUGGAGUAGACUCCAACUACAACAACUCUACAUGGUGGUGUUUACAGCAACUGUACGCGGCUCAGCUGGCAGCAAUGCAGGUGUCGCCAGGGGCCAAACACAGCAGCAUGCCCCAGACCAAUCUGAAUACACACUCUCCGACCAACACGCACCAAGAGAAAAGCCGCAGCACCCCGCCGCCCAAGCCCAAGGACGAGGGUGCUCAACCCCUGAACCUGUCAUCCAAGCCUAAGACAGCAAGCGAGAGCAAGUCACCCACCUCCCCCGCUUCCCCACAGGUCCCCUCCAUGAAGAUGGGCCACCACAGCACCGGAUCCAUGAAGCACAGCACCGCCCCCUCCAGUAUCGGAGGACCACCGUCUCGAGUCAGCUCCAUAGACCUGCUUUCAUCCCUGUCCUCGGGUGGCUAUCUGAACGACCAUGAAGCUGUGACCAAGGCCUUCGCUGAGGCCAGGCAAAUGAAGGAGCAGCUGAAGAGGGAACAGCAGGUGUUGGACGCCAAGGUAGCCGCGGUCAACAACCUAAGCCUCAACAACGGACGCUCUGACAAGGACAAGGCUGCCCUUGAUAGUCUGAGCCACCAGCUGAAACAGCAAACGGAGGACAGAGAGAAGUUCAGCCACGCCAUGAUGGACUUCACCAUGAGCGGAGACUCCGACGGCAGCCCCAGUGUGUCUGAUUCCAGGAUGUUCCGUGAGGCCCGGGGACGAGGGAACAGCGAGCCGCACAUUAAACGACCCAUGAACGCCUUCAUGGUCUGGGCAAAGGAUGAGAGGAGGAAGAUUCUCCAGGCUUUUCCCGACAUGCACAACUCAAACAUCAGCAAAAUCCUCGGUUCUCGUUGGAAGUCCAUGACCAACCUGGAGAAGCAGCCCUACUACGAGGAGCAGGCCAGGCUGAGCAAGCAACACCUGGAGAAGUACCCCGACUACAAGUACAAGCCCCGGCCCAAACGCACCUGUCUGGUGGACGGGAAGAAGCUGAGGAUCGGCGAGUACAAGGCCAUCAUGAGGAACCGCAGGCAGGAGAUGAGGCAGUAUUUCACUGUGGGGCAACAAGCCCAGCUGCCCCUGUCCUCGGCGGGCGUGGUGUACCCGGGCACCCUCUCCAUGGCGGGCAUGCCCUCACCUCAGAUGCCCUCCGAGCACUCCUCUCUGUCCAGCAGCCCGGAGCACAAUGCCACCCCACUCCAGACAUCCUACCACCCCAGCCUCAAGGGAGACGAGCCACGCGUUAAACAGGAGGAGCUGCGGUUGGACGACAGCAACGGCGACGCGUACGACGACUUCGAUUACGAGGACGAGGACGGUGAUUAUGGAAGCGAUAAUGACCACCACCAGUAAGGCCGGGAGCCGAGCCAAUUGGAAUCAAGCUCCCCGCUUCUUGCCGGAAAUCCCCACCUUGUGCCGCCCGCCCACCAAUCCUGAGCGACUUAUACAUCCCUUAUAUCCAACCAUGUCACAACCUCCGGCCCGAUUUACCCCUCUUACAAACAAGGACUCUGGGACCUCAGAGCCAAGCCCCUCCCACUGGAAUCCCAAUACCAGCAACCAACCAAUCAAAUCAAGCACAGGACUGUUACAAAGACUGCAGUCUAGGAGUAGACGAGUUGAAGCCGUGACUUCUGCUGAGUACUACGCAGUACUGCAGCAUACUAACAAAGUACCUGAGAGUACUAACAAAGUACUACAGAGUACUAUAAUAUUACUGCUGUGUACGCCCUAGAGGCGAAGUGAGGUAUACAGCAUGUCACGAGUAAGCUACGAUAUGAGGAGUAAACACAGAAAAGAAAAAAACAUUUUAGACCAGUUUGUCGUCAAAGAGACAUAUUGAAAAAACAGCAGGCCUGUCAGUUGAUUAUACUUCAAGACGGCUGACCUGUUUGUUUAUAAAAGAGACAUUUUUAAAACAGCUUUUUUUCUUGGUUCUAUGAUAUUCUCACUCAGGUACCCGGUGCCAACAAGUGGCUUGUGAAUGUGAUUUGUUGUUUUUGUGCUACAGUUUUAAUAAUAGAUUUAAAAAAGAAAAGAGACGUUUUUUUCCAUUUCAUUGUAAAGCACCUGACAAAAGUCAAAGCAAAACUUUUAUUUAGAACUUUCUUCUUUCUCCAACUUUGCAGUGUACCGUCAGCAAAUAUCCUUGCUUGGUGCACAUGUGUAUGUAUGACUCCCAUAUCAGAGUCAAAAUGGAACAGUCCAAUCAGGGCCACCCCCUUGUGUUGGAUAGUGAGGACCGGCUCACUUCAGGGGACUGUGGGGGGGGGGUGGGGGGGGCCUUGUUAUCAUUGGCCAGCUUGGACAGUACUGUGAUAAUAACCCUCUUCUCUCCUUUCACAUUUUAUUUCGCUGUUUAAAAUGGACACAUUUACAGUCCCCACUUUUAAAUGGAGGAAGGUACAAAUAUCAGUUUCUUUUAGACAUGAAACAUCCUCUUGUGUGUGUGUAUCUCUGCAAGCUGGUUUAGCCAUCAAUAGACAGUAAAUCCCAGAAGUGACCCUUUCUAAGACAAGCGGACAACACAGCCCCCAGUACUUACACACGUCCACAAGUUCCCUCUCUAAACCCCAUUACAGCUUCAGUCUGCUGCCAACGGAUAGAACCAGCCCCACAAGCCAAUUAUUCUUACCCAGAGCCUAGAACCUCCCUCAAUACUCCCAACUGAAAAUCCACAAGGUUGUAUUUUGUUCUAGAAGUUAGGUGGGAUUCCUGUAGGCUCUCGCUCGCUGUUUAGUUCGACUGAAGUGCCGUCCGUCCCUCCUGAGGCUUCAAUCUCAGUCAAUCUGCUGUCACCCUUUGUCUCCCAUUUGUCACCCUCUGUCUACCAUUUGUCACCCUCUGUCCCCAGUGUGUUACCCUCUGUCCCCCGUGUCACCCUGUCACCUUCCUGUGUUCCUCAAAAACACGUCAUUCUGCUGUUCUUAUUGGGAGGAGCUGAUCAUUUAAUCAGCACAUCAGUGUUGCAUUUGUAUUUAAAUACUGUAUUUUAUUAUUUCUAUUCAAACUGCCUCUAGUGUAAUAAUAUUAUUAACAAUAAUUAUAACGAUGGUCAGCAUUUCUUUAAGUUUUAGUAAGUUAUGUACAGUAUAAUUUAUUUUGUCUUGGGUUUUUUAUGACCAAUUUGAAACUUCUUUGGUCAAUGAAGCAUUAUUAUAUUUAGCUGGUUUAGAGUAUUUACAUCUAAUGUUGUCCUUUGACUUUUUUUUUAAUUUUGGGUUCUUCUGUUUUUAUUUGAUCCGUAUGUUUUGUAUUAAUCCUAUAAUGGACACUGUGUGUGGAGGUAAAGAGAGACGGCCACAUAGCGAACCAACGGCUGUUGUUCGUCGGGAAGGAGACCGGACUUUCUAUUCGCUAUCUGUGUCCCUUGUUUUGACGACUUAACCCUUUAUGUCCAAACCCAUUUCUUAAAGCACUCAGACUCUGUGUGGUCAUAGAAAAGAAGAAAGUGAUUUUUUUUAUGGUUAAUGUAUAAUGUGAAAUUUAUUCUACUUUCUUUUUUUUUGAAGAUAAAAGAAAACAGGCGUAUUAUCCUACUGUUUUCUCCGAACAAAAGGAGCAAAGCUCUUGUUUACUAGGGUUGUUCUUUAAACCAAGACGCCGUGGAACGUCGUUGGGGCUGGCAGACACACACACCACAGAAACAAAGCGAUUGGAAGACAGUUGGGCAUAUUUUAAAUAACAAUCCAAAUAAUAAUCACGAUAUACACAUAGUCUCACAUUUAUGACCCAUAGGAGAAUCAGUGUUUACUUUGCCUGUCCAACAAUGUUCCAGGUCGUGACCAGACAUUCAGUAAGAUGACCUGUCAUAUCUAUGUGACUCCGGUAUUCUGGAGGUAUUACUUUGUUUUAGCUCCACACUAUGGCAUAGCCAUUAGCCAUGUUCGCUCCCUUCUCGGGUGCCCUGCCAGAUAGUGAACCCGCCCAAUCAUCCUAGCUGUAUGUGUUUACUAUUACAUAAGCAAUCACAAAAAUGCAUCAUGCCAGAUAGGGAGUCUCAAAGUCAAUCAUGCUUGGCAAUACAGACACCCUCACAAUCAGGCCAUAGUGAGACCUAAUGCUGGAGAGAGGGUGGGCCGUAUUUAGUCUAGAAGCUUUAGGUUGGAUGGGUCAGUUAGCCUGGAUCGUGUUUGUCAGUAGGAAAGGGUUACAACUUCAAUCACCUUAGCUGAUUGGUCUGCGCCCAUACUGAGGUAUAAUCAUGUACUUAAGGGUCAGGAGUUUUUCCAAAUCAUGUAACCUGACCAGAAAAGCUCUGUGCUGUAGUUGUUCUAGAAAUCCAGAGUUUUUUAAGAACAGUUUAUGACUGGACAAAUACUGGCCCUUAUGUUGACUGAUACAAUGACAAUGUUGACGAUAGUGAUGAUGAUGAAAAUAAUAAUUAAGACAAUCAAAAGUCAUGAGUGGAGCUCAAAACAAAGUAAGAGUUAUUAAGAAAAACUUAUCUUACCAUCUCAACUUGAAAAAUGGAGAAAGAUAAUUAUGUAAAUAUAACAUAGAGUUAUAGAUUUAUAUUUUGUUCAUAACACAGUGUAAUAUAAGUUGUAUAUUUCUGUUUCUCUUUUAUUGAUGUUAUCCAUGCCACAGUAAACGCAGGAGUUUAUGUACUCUUACAAAAAAAGAAGAAAAAUUACAAAUAAACAAAUGAAACAAAAAAAACAAGAAGCCGUGGGCUUGCCAUGCACCAUCUGUUCUAAGUUCACUUUUUUCAGUAUUAUUGCCAGUCAAGGCUUUAAUAAAAACAGCAAUGUGUUCUGUAA